CCUCACAUAUAAUACAAGAUAUCCAAACACUUAUCAAGACGAAUUUACGUUCGAGUCGUUGCUCGUUUUAACACUUUGCGCAUGCGUGACGCUGUUUACCGGAUUACUCCUGUCUCCUAACAGUUAGUAGCGACAUUGUAUGUCAUUUUGAUAUUGUGCUAGCACAAUAAAACGAGAAAUUCCUUCAAACAACAGCAUGUUUGGAGCUCUAGCAGAUGUAGGUAGUUAAAACCGACGUCUAGGUUAGUGAGAACGCGUCUAAGCGAAUACGGAAGUGAGUGUGACCGUGGGUCUCGCUUCAGUGCCGUCAUCUUUCCUUAUGAACCCGUAGCAUCAGUGUCGUGAACAUCAGAGGUGCCCGGUGUGGAGUGACAUUAGACGGUAUAAUGCCGUUCGCGCAAGAUCAGGGGUGACAAAUUUGAUGAGAGUGAGGGAACUCUAAUCCGCCAUGGGAAACACACCAUCAAAGAGUGGCAGCGGCGAGGAACCGGUCAAAACAACUUUGUUUGAAAAAGAGCCAAGUGGGAUUACAUACAGAAUUCCUGCUCUCCUUUAUCUGAGGCACAGUCACACCUUCCUCGCCUUUGCAGAGAAGAGAUCUUCGCCCUGUGACCAUGAUGCCAAAAUCCUUGUUAUGAGAAGAGGAACGCUGAAAGAUGAUGGAUCUGUUCAGUGGUCGUCCAGUCAGGAGCUGUCAACAGCAUGUCUACCUAAUCACCGCACUAUGAAUCCCUGCCCAGUGUAUGAAAAAAACAGCAAAACACUGUUUUUAUUUUUCAUUUGUAUCUGGGGAAAUACCACAGAGUUCAGGCAGAUCAUCACAGGUAAGAACAAGGCGCGUCUUUGCUGUGUUAGCAGCGGUGAUGAUGGGCAAACCUGGAGUCAAGCGAAAGACUUAACAGAAAGUGUGAUGGGCGAAACUCUCCAUAAGUGGGCCACAUUUGCUGUGGGCCCAGGCCACGGUGUUCAGCUGGAGAACGGCAGAUUGAUCAUCCCUGCGUACGCCUAUUAUGUCCCUUACAGAUGCUGUUCCUUCCCCAUUCCUUUUACAGUCUACCCACGUGCACUGUCAGUAUAUAGUGAGGACUUUGGCCAGACAUGGCGUAUAGGUAAGAUGCUUCGAAAAAAGUCGAGUGAAUGUGAAAUGGCAGAGAUCAUUGACCACGAGGGCAGGAGUCAUCUUUACUGCAAUGCUCGCAACACUGGAGGCCACAGAUGUGAGGCCCUGAGUGAAAACAGCGGCGUGUAUUUUGACAAACCUCACAUUGCGCCAGAGCUCAUCGAACCACCUUCAGGCUGUCAAGGCAGUGUCAUUGGCUUUCCCGCUCCUGAAUUUGUCCCAAAUGAUGACGCUGAAAGCAAGGCUUGUGGCACAUCGCUUUUGUCUCCAGACACACAAACCUGGCUCCUCUUCCUCCACCCGACCAACAAGUCUAGUAGAAGGGAUAUGGGCGUGUAUUUGAACCGAUCCCCCCUGCACUCAUCAGGAUGGGACAGGCCCAGGAUCAUCCACAAGGGACCCAGUGGCUACUCAGACCUGGCUUACAACGGAGACAAGGAUCAGUUUUCGUGCCUGAUGGAGUGCGGGAAAGAAAGUGAACUUGAGCAGAUUGCGUUCAUGUCCUUUACCCUUAAUGAUGUCAUGCAGACAGGCAGUAAGAAAGAAAAGAAGAUGCGCUGAAUUGUGGUUGUUUAUUUCUGUAUUAACAAAUCUCUCUAGCGUUUGCCUGCAACCUAAAGAUCCAAGCAAAAGCCACUGAAUAUGAUGUGCAGUAACAUCUGUCUGUGUUUACUGUUGUUCUACAUUCUGGAGAUGAUAAUGCAUGCAUGAGUCGUGUGUUUUGAUGUCUCCUUGUUUACAUGAAAAAGUAAUUUAAGUCUAAAUAGUAUUAAUAUGCAACCAGCUGUGUAAGGAAGGAAACUAUUUUUAAUAGGUUGGGCGGCUGAUUUCAAGCAUGCUGUGCUGGACUGUCAUCUUUAAAACAGGCUUUGUGUGUAGCAUGUUUGACAAGUACUUCGUACCCAUUUCUGCAUCUUAAUAUUUUCUGAGCAGUGGAGAGAAAUUUGCCUACCUCUUUUUAUUUUCAUAUGAAGAUCAUAGCAGGCCUUGUAAAGUAGAGCGUAGAGUCUCAUCCAUGCUCAGCCUCUCCUUUACCUUUAGUAUACUCUGAUUCACUAUAUGCCUUCUACUCCACUGUUUAAACUUAAGCUGUGCCGCAGCCUGUCAGUGCACAACCUUUUUCUGUAGGUCACAGUGGUUGCCACAAAAGUGGACAGGAAAGAUAAACAUUUUCUUUUUACUUGCCACAUCCAGCUAAUAAAUGAAGAGACCAACUAAACUGUACCAUCUCUAUGAGUUUGAUGUAUUAAUAGAUGCUUACUGCAAGCUACUUUGAGCUCAUUUGUACUGUACUAUUUCUUUUAUUUCAAAAGCAAUAUUUCACUUGGUUACAUAAUUUACUUAUUUACUUUCUGCUUAGCUUGAUUUCUGAGUUUUUUUUUAUAUGUCAUUAAGUGCAGGAAUAUAACCAGGUACGAUAGGCUGGCUGUUCUGUUAUCAAAUGAAAGCAUGUAACAGCAGACAGCCACUAGGAAUUUGCACACACAAAACCGUGUACCGAGCGAUUUUAACAUCCAUCUUGGUGUAAUGUUGUGAGGCAAAAUGCCUCGAGGUGGUCCUACACUCAUUUCAUUGUGUUUUUGUUGACUGUUUAAGUGAAGUGACAAAACCUGCAUGAAACAUGUAUUUUAGUAGAAAAUAAAAGUAACCUGUGAUCACCUGA
Molecule: messenger RNA, 2783 nt
Organism: Micropterus salmoides (largemouth bass)
Lineage: Eukaryota; Metazoa; Chordata; Actinopteri; Centrarchiformes; Centrarchidae
Product: sialidase-3-like
Exons: 3
Coding region: 449-1681 (410 amino acids)
Biological process (GO): oligosaccharide catabolic process; ganglioside catabolic process
Cellular component (GO): membrane; lysosome; cytoplasm
Molecular function (GO): exo-alpha-sialidase activity
Source: RefSeq, a predicted model, not a curated record